This is a messenger RNA of Nicrophorus vespilloides, 1259 nucleotides long. Its product is annotated as leucine-rich repeats and immunoglobulin-like domains protein 1. The transcript is spliced from 11 exons. NCBI's taxonomy places the organism in Eukaryota, Metazoa, Arthropoda, Insecta, Coleoptera, Silphidae. The coding region runs from base 13 to 1215 and encodes 400 amino acids. The record is from RefSeq and is a predicted model, not a curated record. Gene Ontology annotation, molecular function: protein binding. Gene Ontology annotation, cellular component: extracellular matrix.
UUGAAAACAGGUAUGUUUGAAAGAAGUAAACCUUUUAUCAAAUUCUUUCUAGUUCAUAAUCAAAUUAAGUUUUUGCAAAAAAAAUCGAUUCCUGUGGCUCGAUUUUUAUCACUAGAAAAUAAUUUAAUUGAAACGUUAAAUGCAAGCAUGUUUAUUGACAUAUGGUACGUGGAAAUAUUAAAUUUGAACCAUAAUCGUAUAAAGAUGAUUACGGCUUCAUCAUUGAUAGGUUUAAAUGCAUUUUCUUUAGAGUUAAACCAUAACCUUAUAGAAGAUUUAGAAGACAGGUCAAUACCGGAAGUAGAAGAAAUGUACAUUAAUAACAAUAAACUAAUACUGAUACAUUCUAAAAUGUUUGUUAAUAUAUCAAAAACAUACAAACUCGAUGUGAGCUGCAAUAACAUCACCAGUUUUAACUUUGAAAACUCUAAGCUCAAUGCAUUAAAUAUGAGCUACAAUCAAAUUACAUACUUAUCGCAAAAUUAUUUUUCGGGAAUGAAGUUGUUAACGAAUUUAUCACUGUCUAACAAUUUGAUUUCAUCAUUGGAAACGAAAUCAAUACCAUUGGUUACAAAUCUAAAUUUGAGUUACAAUUUGCUUACAUCCAUCGAAGCAAACAUUUUCACCGAUGUGGAUCUUCUUAAGUCUCUUGAUAUAAAGAACAAUUGCAUCAAAUAUAUAGAUUUGAAAUUGGCGGAAAAGUUGAUCGUUUCAAAUAGAAAAUUGAACGAAAAGUGCACACUGGAUGUUAAUCGUAUGACGGAAAAUUUGAUAUCGAAAAGUGCAGGUUUUGCAAUUAUCAUAUUAGUCAUGUUAGUUGUGGUUAUAGCCGCUAUUAUAAUAACGGUAUAUUCAAGACGAUUAGCUAAAUCCUCAAGGCAUUGCGUCCAUUUAACGAAUCCUGAUACACCCAACGCAGAGUUACCUUAUGAUCGCGUUACAAAUUCAGUAUCUAAUAUCAAUAAUGCAGUAUACGUAGAAACUUCAAACGAAUAUGAAGUUGUAGACCUAGUUAUAAAUCCAAUGUCUAACAUCAAUGAUGGAGAGUACGUAGAAGCUACAAACGAAUAUGAAGUUGUAUUCCCAGUUACAAAUUCAGUAUCAAACAUCAAAGACGGAGAAUACGUAGAAGCUACAAACGAAUAUGAAGAGAUCAACGAUAUUGCUGUACAACGUGAAUCCUACGGAUAUUUGGUCCCUCGCUCAGCUUCAUGAAGAUACAAUGAGGAGAGUGGACACAAUUUGCUGCGUUUCAUGCA